This is a messenger RNA of Suillus subaureus, 513 nucleotides long. RefSeq lists its product as uncharacterized. NCBI's taxonomy places the organism in Eukaryota, Fungi, Basidiomycota, Agaricomycetes, Boletales, Suillaceae. The transcript has 6 exons. The coding region runs from base 1 to 513 and encodes 170 amino acids. The record is from RefSeq and is a predicted model, not a curated record.
AUGGCCUUCUCUCCCACCUUAUCCUUUCACUUUGAGGCCUUGGGGGCAUUUCCUGCCCCCUCGCAACCAUUUCUUCCUAUAGCGGAUUGGAUUCACGAGUACGGUGCUCUGAUCACUCUUGGGUCAGGACUCGAAAAAGUUGUGAUUAUUGGCCAUUACAGAGCCGUCAUGGAUAUUAUGGAGAAUCAGGGUGGAACUCUAGCUGACCGUCCUCGCACUGCCUUAGGUCCAUCUGUCGGGAUCCAGAAUAAAUGCCCUGGGCAAUAUGUCGCGGACAGAUCGGCGUUCAUAAGCGCGGUCUUGAUACCUUGGGUCUUCCAGCUCACUCUAGAUCCUACAAAGCCGUUGGGUGACAUGGGAUCCAUGAAUGUGGAGAAAGCCCUCCUGCCGUUUACAUACCGGCCGUGCACCACCGAAUUCGAGAUGAUGAUUCCGGGACUAGUCGAGGAGAAUUGGACACAAAUCCCGGGUGGCAUGGGCCCCAUUUUAAAAGGGGUCCAAGGCAUCCGCUGA